AAUCGUGGUCGUUGCACAAAAGCGAAGAUCUGCAAGGAAUGCAGAGACGACGUUAUCGCCGGGUCGCCAAGGACUCGCGGCGGGGACGGGCAACUAGGCUCCUUCUCCUCCGCACUCACUCACCACCACCAGGCAUGGACGGACGGUACGCGCCUGGCACAACUUCGCUCUCGACAUGGCGGCUGUGUCCCAGACCACGCUGACAUGGCUAUGGGGAGUCCUCACCAAGGCAUGAACCACUAUGACCCCAAACAAACAUAUCGCGAUCCCAACCGCACAUACCACGACAUCGCUCGAGCGCUGGCGCAAUAUCCCUCUCUUGGGCCGCGUACAGAUGUCUACACAUACGAAAAUGGCACCUCGUCGCUACUCCUCCACCUAGUCGGCACGCUACCGGUUGCCUUUCGCGGCGCCAUGUACAAUAUCCCCGUCGACGUUUGGAUUCCAAAUACAUAUCCACUCGAACCCCCGAUAGUAUACGUCACUCCAGCCGCAGAUAUGGUUGUGCGAUCGGGCCAGCAUGUGACAUUGGAAGGACGGGUAUAUCAUCACUACUUGGCACAUUGGGCUGAAGCUUGGGAUCGAGUGUCGAUUGUCGACCUUUUCGGCGUUCUACGGGAAAUAUUUGCCAGAGAACCGCCCGUCAAAGCCAGAGCGCCAGCCGCGCCAGCACAACCACAGCCACCAGUGCAACAGGAACGAUCACAAGGUGGCCCUCCUCCCGUACCUUCGUUUCGCCCUGAGCUAGCUGGACCACUUAGCGUGGCUCAGACACCUAUACAGGUUCAACAGCCUUCUCCGAUGCCUCCCCAGGUUCCCCCGAAGCCGGGCCAGUCGCCACAAGUGCACUCUCCACCGCCCCCCUCGCGAGCGACUGAGCCUGCUGCACCCCCAUUACCUCCCAAAGGUCAAACCCCGCAGGGCUACGGAAAUUAUGCCCCGAAUAAUGGCCCGACAGACGGGGCUGCAGCUUACGCCAUUCAGCGGCAAAGCAGCUUACGGACCGUCGUUCCCCAACAAUCUCGCAUUGCACCCGGAAGGCCGAAUCAGGCCAUAGAUAGUCAUCCCGGGCCCAGAAAUUUCCCUCCGCAAGCUCAUGACGCUGGCUAUAUGCCCCAGCCUAGCCAGGUGCGAUCACCUUCCGGACAAUUCCAUCAACCUUUACCACCUCAUGGUUCGCAACAGCCACCAAAUCUGCAAAAUGCAUACCGGUCACAGUAUCCACCCCAGCAGCACCAAGCUCACUACCGCCAAGUUUCCCAGCAAUCUAUACCUCAAACAAUACCACAGCCGCGAAAACCACAAACUCCAGAUCUUCUGACCUCGCCUUUUGACCUCGAACUGCCGUCAAUAGCGCCUACCGGCCCGCCUCCACCCGUGCCUCCAAACCCAGAGAAAGACGCCCUCCUGCACACCUUGUCGCAAACGCUGACGGAGAAUCUGCAAUCAAAUGUGUCACAAUCAAGAUCGGCCGUUGUUCCGUUACAAUCACAAGCCCAGGCCCUUCACACUGCCCUGGGUUCUCUACAAGGAGAAAUUGCUUCUCUCAAUAACUUUCAAACAACACUCCAAUCGAACAUUGGUAUUCUCCAGCAGUCCCUCCACCGUGCUGAUACCGUGAUAGCCGAUGCAAAGGUGCGAAUAAACCAGGGUCCCACAGGAGCUCCCCUCGGAACAUCUAAUGACCUAGGGGCCGCUACAACGAAUACCCCCAAUGGCGGUCUCCCUCCUAUAGAUGAUGUUCUCGUCGCCCCAACUGUAGUUGGAAAACAACUGUACGAUCUUGUCGCCGAGGAGCGAGGUAUUCAACAAGCCAUCUACGCGCUUCAAGCAGCACUUGUCAAAGGUAUAAUCGGUGCCGACACCUGGUCACGUCACACCCGGAGCCUAGCACGAGAAGCCUUUAUCAAACGUGCACUCAUCAGAAAAAUCGGCACGGGAAUGAGAUUAGAUGUGGGCGACGGAGCAGUUGGAUCAAGGUUCCAUUCAUGA
This is a messenger RNA of Talaromyces rugulosus, 1992 nucleotides long. RefSeq lists its product as uncharacterized. The record is from RefSeq and is a predicted model, not a curated record. Gene Ontology annotation, cellular component: ESCRT I complex. The transcript has 4 exons. Lineage: Eukaryota; Fungi; Ascomycota; Eurotiomycetes; Eurotiales; Trichocomaceae. Gene Ontology annotation, molecular function: ubiquitin binding. The annotation marks the transcript as partial. Gene Ontology annotation, biological process: protein transport; protein modification process; endosome to lysosome transport.